Molecule: messenger RNA, 5598 nt
Organism: Candida tropicalis MYA-3404
Lineage: Eukaryota; Fungi; Ascomycota; Pichiomycetes; Serinales; Debaryomycetaceae
Product: putative ubiquitin-protein ligase
Exons: 1
Coding region: 1-5598 (1865 amino acids)
Biological process (GO): protein ubiquitination; ubiquitin-dependent protein catabolic process via the N-end rule pathway
Cellular component (GO): cytoplasm; ubiquitin ligase complex
Molecular function (GO): ubiquitin protein ligase activity; zinc ion binding
Source: RefSeq, a predicted model, not a curated record
AUGGAUGUGCAUGAUAAUUGUGAAUUUUCAUUAAAGAAGUUCUUAUUGCAACUUCCAAAGAAUGCAAACUUCGAUUUCAAUAAAGAUGUUCGAAAAGAGAUUCGAAAAGCAUUAUUUCUAGCGAUUUCAAAUAAUGGGAAACAUUUAGAUUGGUUAUUUUUAAAUUCAUUCACAGAUAAUAGAGAAUAUACUCGAGAUGAAAUGAUUGAGAAAAUCGACAGGGAAUAUGAUUGGUUGUUUAAUAAUUAUUAUAGAUCCUUAUUAUCAAAAACUAAUCUUCGACACGAUACUCAUACUCAUAGAGCAUUCCAUAAGAAUCUGCCAUGUGGAAGAAUUUUCCGUAAAGGUGAACCUAUACAUAGAUGUUUGACUUGUGGAUUUGAUGACACUUGUGCAUUGUGUUCCCAUUGUUUCCAACCAGAAUAUCACGAAGGGCAUAAAGUUCAUAUUGGAAUUUGUCAACGAGAAAAUGGUGGUGUUUGUGAUUGUGGAGAUCCAGAAGCUUGGACAAGAGAAUUAUUUUGUCCUUAUGCAAAUGUUGUUGAAGAUGAUGUGGCAAUUUAUGAACGUGAAUUACCCGAAGCAUUGGCAAGUUCUAUCUUGACUACAAUAGAGACUAUUUUGGAUUAUAUGGUUGAUGUUUUAAUUCACUGUGAUUUACAAUAUCAAGAUCCAGAGGAAACUACAAUGGCUACAAUUGAAUUAAAUACAAUGAAUAGUACUUUGAAUCCUAGAAAAUAUGAUUGUUCUGAUGAUGCUAGUUUUGUUGAUGGUAAUAACGACCAGUACUAUUUGAUGUUGUACAAUGACCAGAUCAGAUAUUAUAGAGAUGCGGUUCAGAGAGUGCAUUUAGCUAGUAAAAAAGUUAAAGACUUUGCCAUAAUGGUUACAGAUAAGGUCCAAAAAUUUGGCAAAGCUAAAGUUAUUAGCUCCAGGAAUAUAAAACUUCUAUUGGAAAGGCAGAAAAUUCUAAGCUCCACUGGCUUGGCAACAUGUAUUAGAAGUCACAGGGAUGUGUUUCGUGAAGAUAUGUUAGACGAGAUUGUUGUGUGGCUUAAUGAUUUCACGGAAAGUGAACUUUUUAGAACUAAUACUGUGGUGAGGAAUUUGUACUGUAAAGCGUUUUGUAAAAAAUGGGAGAAUGGAUUAUUGGUCAAUGGGAAAAAUGAUGAAAGUUACAAUUAUAAGUUGGGUUUCUUAGAUCCAUCAUUGAAAAUCCCAAAAAUACCUUCAAGAGAAAAUGGGGAUGAUACUCAUUGGUUGUUUGAGUCUUCCAAGUGGAAAUUAUCAAAUGACCUUUGUGAAGAAUGUGAUUAUAACCUUGAUAUGACUGAAUAUGAACGAAAUGUGAGCCAUCAUGGGUCUAGACUUCAGUAUUUAAUCUAUUUGGAUGUUCGUCUAUGGAAAGCAACCCGUGUUUUGUUGCACGACAUGUACUCAACUUCAUUAAUCAUAAAUUUGUGUUACAAGAAUAUUAUUUGUUGUCAGUAUGUUGACAUUUAUCCUACAAUUGUUGACAUGUAUCUUACUAUGGAUAGAGAACCGGAACUUAGUAUUAUGCCUACAUUAUCGACGCAAUUAUUUACAUGUCCUACAAACUCAGCAGAAAUAAUCAAACAUGGUGAUUUGACUAGAAUCUUGUCUUCAAUAUACUCAUUUUUAACUACUGGGUGUAUCAAGUCACCAGAAAACAUUGAUGUGACACAUCAAGUAUCUAUUAAAAGUUUGAAGAAUCGUAGAUGGGGCCAAAUCUUCUUUGACAUUAGCUAUAUUCUAACACGAAGCAAAAACUCAAAGUUUAUUCCGAAUAGCAAUAUUGUUCCAAUGACGUGUGAUAUGCUUUUAUUAUUUCAAGGUAGACCAGUCAUGAGACGAGAAAAAACCAACCACGUUGAAUAUGAAAGUCCUGAUUACACAGCUUUUUUCCAAGCCGUUCUGGUUCUUUAUCAAUUUGGCGAAGUGAUUGCCAGUGCAUUGAAAACUACCAGGGAAACUGAUUCGAUUGGAAUAUUACGCAACUACCAGCUUGCUAUACAAUAUGUUCUCACCUUCUUGCACCGUCUAGAGAAUUGUGAAUUACCAGGAUUAGUGGACAAUGAAGUCGAUGUUGAUAUGCAUGAUAUGAAAAAAUAUAUUGUGGAACCAUUAACGCGUGAGUGUAUCCUCGGCACUACUGUAGAUGGUGAUAAAGUUAGUUUCUUGCAUCCUGUUCACUCCUUCUUGAGUUGGUUAAUAGAAUUUGCUAAAUUUGAUGAUAUCUCGCAGUUGGUAGAAGUGUUUGAGGCCGUGGAAAGACUUUAUCCUAGAGAUUCGAAUUUGCCUAGUCUUGCUGUUUCAUUAUUCGAUUACCCUAUUAAGACUAUUGUUCUUAUGUCACAGAUUAAGGCUGGAUUUUGGGUAAGAAAUGGUUUCAGUGUCAAAUCUCAAUUGCUGAUGUAUAAGAAUACAAGUCUUCGAGACUUUGGUUAUGCCAGAGAUUUGUUCUUGAUUCAAGUAUUCUCCAACUUUAAUCACCCAGACAUUGUGACAUUUUUGAUAUUGAACCGUUGGUUAUUAUAUGAUGAUUGGCUAAAAGAUACAGGAUUCACCACUUAUGACGAAAAAACAUUACCGUACAUGCUUGAAGAAUGUUUGAAUUUUUUUAUUCACUUGUUAACUGAAGACGUACACUUGAAGGGAGAUGAUGAAGAGACCUUGUUGAAGAUUAAAGUGCAAAGAGAAAUUAUACAUACUUUGUGUUUUGGUCCGAUGGGAUAUUCAAAACUUUGUUCUCAGAUGCCAGAUCAUAUUGUUGCUGACAGAAGAUUUGAAAUAAUAUUAAAAGAAAUGACUACUUUCAAGGCACCUAAGGGAUCAAAUGAUUUUGGAGUUUAUUAUUUAAAAGAUGAAUUCCUCGAUGAAGUUAAUCCAUAUUACUGUCAUUACACGGCAAAUAUAAAGGAUGAUGCUAUAAAAUUUGUGAAAGAAAGGAUCGGUAAAAAAACAUGUCAGCAAGUCAGUGAUAUCAUCAUUGAACCACAAGUAAUUAAUCCUCAGGAAUUGGGAAUCUACAAAUACAUUGGAAAUUUUUCAACGUCAACACAUUUUAUGCACUUCUUAAUCAUGACAUUACUUUACAUUUGUAACAAUACCCAAGCAGAGGUUGAAAGUUUAUUAGAAACAGUUUUGCAUUUGAUUCACAUUUGCAGUCUAGAGCAAACCGUCGAUGUUGACAAGUAUGGAUAUUUUUCUAGUAGAAUUGUCACGGUUUCUGAUGUAUUUGAAACGUCCAUUGCGUCGUUAUUAUAUCAAGUGUUGCUUAAGGAGGAGCACAAGUCGACUCAUACCAAAAUCCGUAGCAUCUUUAAAGUGUUGAUUCAAAGAAAUCGUGAAGUUGUUUCCACUAUGCUGUCUCAAAUCCAAAAUUUUGACCUGAGAGUGGUUGAAUUGAAUGCGGACAAUUUGGCUAGUGAAGAUGAAGCAGGUAAAAAGAAACGCAUAGCUAAAGAGAGACAAGCCAAGUUGAUGGCAAAAUUCAAAAAGCAACAGUCUCUGUUUAUUAGAAAGAAUCUUUUUGAAAACCUUGAAUGCGAUAGUGAUAUUGAAAUGGAGAAUUGUUCUGAAGAUCAUGCUGCUUGGAAAUUUCCAGAUAGCCAUUGUAUGUUGUGUCAAAAUGCUGCGCAAGAUGCAGGUCCCUUUGGUAUCAUAACCUAUAUUUCAAAAUCUUCUGAAUUCAGAAAUGUCCCUUUUGAUGAUGAAUAUUGGUUUUUGAAGGCUUUUUCAGAUAAUGUUGAUCUAGACUCAGGUGAAUCUGAUAUGGAUUGUGGACAAUCUUUACACAACAAUCCACCUACUGAGAAAUGGAGUUCAUUCAUGCGACAAACAAGAAAUAGUAGUGUUAUUGGUCCCGGUUUUAAUUUAAAUGAUUAUGUCGAAAGCCAUGUUGUGUCACUGAGUUGUGGACAUGGGAUGCAUUAUCAGUGUUAUCUCAAUUAUCUUAACAAUAGUAGAAACAGACAAAAUCAAAUCACAAGAAACACUCCAGAAAAUGUUGAUCGAAGAGAAUUCCUUUGUCCACUUUGUAAAGCAUUGAACAAUAUUUUUAUUCCCCUUUUAUGGUCGGGCAAUGAUAGAAGUUUGGUCAAAUUUUUGGAACCGCACACUGGCAAGAAUACUUUUGCAGAUUUAGAUAUUAGUCAAACUCAAAAUAAAGCUUGGAUGGAGACAUUUACUACAUAUUCCGAACAAGAAUUGGAUUCAACAUCUAUUUUGACAAGUAUCGGGAAAGAAAUGAUAUCAUCUAUUGAUCCAUCAAAAGAAUUUUCGACUGAACAACGUCACUUCCGAGUAUUGCUAAACAAUAUGUUUCAAGUACUAUCUUUAUUCACCUUUCCGCAUAUAUUCAAGGCAGAUUCUAGUUUUAUAUUGGUUGACACUAUAAAAUCAACUGAAAUUUCCUUGCGUGGUGUAUCCAGUAAUGGAAGCUUGGUUAUCCACCAACUUUCAAACAACUCGUUAAUUAACAUGAGAACUUUGAAUGAAUUCCGGAACUCAAGUAUUUUGAUGAAAGUUAAAAACUGGUCAGAUCUUCCUAAUCCAAGGACAGAUGCAUUUGCCAAAAUUUUUGCCCAUAUUUUCUCAUUAUCUAAAUCUUCCAUCAACCAGUCCAUCUUGGAAGCUGAUUUUUUUCAAAGUUUGGUUAGUGUACUUCCAUUGCCUUCUUUGGGAUUCUCGUUCAAUUGCAUUUUAGAAACAACGUUUGUUGGCCAUUUAAUACAAAGCUUGAAUAUAAUUGUUAAGGAAGUUAGUGAAAACUGUUUGAAGAAGAAUUGGGCAUAUUCUAUACUUGAUAUUCCGACUAUUGCUGACAUCCCAGAAAAUGUUGUUGGUGAUGUAACUACCUGCUUUAAGAAAUUGUGGGGAUUUAUUGAUAUUUCAAGUGUGAACUUGCUUGAUGAUAAAAGAUUUGGCAAUGUUAUUUACUCAAUGUUGGUACGAGUUGCAACUCCCUUUUUGAGAAGAGCCGCGAUAUAUGCCUAUGUUCAAUGUGCAAAUAUUGAUAGUAUUGACUUUUCUUUGUACCCGGAAACCGAAAUUGAAGCCGAUAGAUUGUGUAAUUUUUUGAAGAUUAGACCCAUCUGUGACUAUUUACAUGCAUUCAAUGAUCAUGAAUCAUGUGAAGCUAGACUUUUCCAUGAUUUUAUCAAUUUUUCAAACAAUUCCAACAAAAUCAAGAAUGUUCUUCAUGUAAAAAAGGAAUUAGAGUACCCUGGUAUCGUCAGGCUUGUGGAUUUACCGGAGAGGUUGGAUUUCUUUUUCACAAAGUAUUACUACCUGGAUAAACACAACAAUCCUAAUAUGGAAAUUGAAGAUCCAGCUAUAUGUUUAUUCUGUGGUGAUGUAGUAGAUGUGCAAAAACAAGCAAUUGGUUGUAAAGAGGGUCAAUGUACUACUCAUUAUUUGAAGGAAUGUGCCAAUGAAGUAGGAAUAUUUUUAUUGCCAAAGGAUAGAUCAUUACUUUUACUACACAAGAAUGGGGGUUCCUUUUAUAAUGCACCAUUUUUGGAUGAACAUGGUGAAAUUGCAGACGAGAGUAAAAAUCAAAAGCAUUGCAUUUAA